AUGAUUAAAUUAUUCCUGAUUUUCGCUAUUUAUUGCUCAUUGUUCAUUCGGCUCAUCGAACCAAGUAAAGCUGAAGGAAAACUCUAUAAGGACGUUUUAGCAGGAUAUUUAAAGCUUGCGAGACCUGUCAGAAAUCCAAGAGAUGCUUUGAAAGUGCAUAUGAAAGUGUUUUUACAGCAAAUUUUGAAUUUGGAUGGUAAAAAUCAAAUAAUUGAGGUCAAUGCAUGGCUGAAAUAUGUUUGGAUUGAUUAUCGACUUCAAUGGGAUCCAAAGAAAUAUGAUAACAUAACGAGUAUUCGGUUUGCCGGUGGCGAAAACCAAAUAUGGCGGCCUGAUGUUCUGCUAUAUAAUAGCGCAAAUGAGGACUUUGACUCGUCGUUCAAAUCAAAUGAAGUGGUAUAUAAUACGGGAGAAGUGAAUUGGAUUCCACCAGGAAUUUUUCGCGCUAGCUGCAAAAUGGAUAUCACCUAUUUCCCAUUCGACGAUCAAGUCUGCUACCUGAAAUUUGGAUCCUGGACAUACAAUGGACUCGCCCUAGAUCUCAGUAUCAUAUCAGAAGAUGAACAUGAAGAGAAUUCGAUUGAUCUAUCAACCUAUACAACUAGCGGGGAAUGGCAUCUCACGCGGGCUCCGGCUGUCAAAGAUAUCAAAUACAAUUCAUGUUGCCCGGAACCAUAUUCAACAGUUACAUUCUACCUCUUCCUUCGUCGCAGGACCCUAUUCUACCUGUUCAACAUCAUCUUGCCAUCUCUACUUAUUUCAAUAAUGACAUUGAUGGGAUUCUGCCUUCCAGCACACGAUAUGUCGGAGAAAAUUGGAUAUCAAACAACAAUUCUGCUAUCAAUUUGCUUCUUCGUGACGAUCGUUAGCGAAAUGACUCCACCAACGUCAGAAUCAGUUCCGUUAUUAGGAAUGUUCUUUUCAUCUCUUACUUUGAUCAGUGCAGUAUCAACAGCUUUCACCAUUACAGUUCUAAAUUUUCGGUAUCGCCAAGUGAAAAAUAUCCACAUGCAUCCAUUAUUUUACAAGGUAUUUCUUAUUUGGAUUCCUUGGAUGCUUUUGAUGAAGAGACCUGGAGUUUUCUAUAGAAAGCGAACUGCCACGUCUCUCGAGGAGGAUGACGUUUCAAUUUUUGACGAUUGCGAAUCUGAAUGCUGCCCUCAAGUAUCUGACAUAAUGAUGCAUUCGAUUGACAGCGCUGAAACUUUGCCGCUGCCAUCCGCUCCUCGACCAUUGUACAAAAAAAUGCAUAGUAUGCCAGCGGAGCACUUAAAUUUGGACCGGAAAGUUGGUGAUGGCAUUUUGAAGAGUCUUAAACGACCACUAGUGCUCUCUCGGAGUUUGAGCAAGACCAACUCAUUAAGAAGUCGAAGGUCGGUUCAGUUCGAGAAAUACAUUAGAAAAUGUAUUGACGAAGCGAAAAUGAGAAGGCAUUCACACAACUCCACUUAUCACAUGUCUGUUAUAAACUAUUACACUCAAAUUGAUGAAAUGCUGAAAGUGCUGAACCAAAGACUCGAUACCCAAAGAGAUUCACUUUAUAAACAAGAUGAUUGGAAAUUCGCCGCAAUGGCACUUGAUCGCCUUUGUCUGGUGCUUAUAACAAUCCUUAUAUUUUCGUGCAUUGUCGCAUUGUGCCUAUCGACGCCGCAUUUUGAACCAUGA
Caenorhabditis bovis is the source of this 1665-nucleotide messenger RNA. NCBI's taxonomy places the organism in Eukaryota, Metazoa, Nematoda, Chromadorea, Rhabditida, Rhabditidae. The record is from the annotation of a GenBank genome assembly.